This is a messenger RNA of Talpa occidentalis (Iberian mole), 1227 nucleotides long. It is a transcript of the gene CLDN6, whose product is annotated as claudin 6. The transcript has 2 exons. The record is from RefSeq and is a predicted model, not a curated record. Bases 41 to 703 code for a protein of 220 amino acids. Gene Ontology annotation, molecular function: structural molecule activity. Gene Ontology annotation, cellular component: plasma membrane; bicellular tight junction. Gene Ontology annotation, biological process: cell adhesion; bicellular tight junction assembly. Lineage: Eukaryota; Metazoa; Chordata; Mammalia; Eulipotyphla; Talpidae.
ACCUCGGGACUCCCGCGCGCUCCCCGGCCUCCGCCCCACCAUGGCCUCCGCUGGUCUGCAGAUCCUGGGGAUCAUCUUGACGCUGCUCGGCUGGGUGAACGCCCUGGUGUCCUGCGCGCUGCCCCUGUGGAAGGUGACCGCCUUCAUCGGCAACAGCAUCGUGGUGGCCCAGGUGGUGUGGGAGGGGCUGUGGAUGUCGUGCGUGGUGCAGAGCACGGGCCAGAUGCAGUGCAAGGUGUACGACUCGCUGCUGGCGCUGCCGCAGGACCUGCAGGCCGCCCGCGCCCUCUGCGUCGUCACCCUGCUGGUGGCGCUGCUCGGCCUGCUGGUCUACCUUGCGGGCGCCAAGUGCACCACCUGCGUGGAGGACAAGGACUCCAAGGCCCGCCUCGUGCUCGCCUCUGGGAUUAUCUUUGUCAUCUCGGGGGUCCUGACCCUCAUUCCCGUCUGCUGGACGGCCCACACCAUCAUCCGGGACUUCUACAACCCCCUGGUGGCCGAGGCCCAGAAGCGGGAGCUGGGGGCCUCCCUCUACCUGGGCUGGGCCGCCGCUGGCCUUUUGUUGCUGGGUGGGGGGCUGCUGUGCUGCACCUGCCCCUCUGGGGGCGCCCGCGGCUCCAGUCGGUACCUGGCUCGUUACUCAGCCUCCGCCCCGCGCACCUCCCAGGGGCCCUCCGAGUACCCCACCAAAAAUUAUGUCUGAUUUGCAUAGGAGAGUGGGGCACCCCUGACCGUGGGGCCCAGUCACCUGAGCUGACAGCUUCGGAUUUUUUAUUUUUUUGGUUUUGCCUUUUAUUGGGGUGGGGGGAUUACCUUUAAGCCAUUUGAUAAUCCCACCCAGAAGAAACAGACUCCCACCUGAGCGCUCGCCUUUGGAUGGAGCCAAAGAAGUGACACUUCAGAGUUUCUGGAUCUUUCUCCACCUAGACAUCCCCAUCUUGGGGGCCAGUCUGGAGCCAUGGGCCCAACAUGAAAGCUGCUCGCUCUUGGGGUGCUUUGUGACAAGACCCUGUGACAGCCUGUCCCCAAGAGUCCCUGCUGCUGCUGGGGGAGGGACCCCUGGGCUUGCAGGGACAAACCCUCCCUCAGGCCUUUGUUACCAAAGAACCCCGCCCAGCCCUUCACCCUCCUGCCCGUCCCCCUCACCUCCUGCCCCCCUCACCUCCUGCCCCUCACGCUCUGCCACACUCACCCACACUCACAGUUUGUGCUAAAUAAAGUGUUUUG